This is a messenger RNA of Aspergillus puulaauensis, 4533 nucleotides long. It is a transcript of the gene abcB, whose product is annotated as putative ABC multidrug transporter. The transcript is spliced from 15 exons. Gene Ontology annotation, biological process: transmembrane transport. Gene Ontology annotation, cellular component: membrane. Gene Ontology annotation, molecular function: ATP hydrolysis activity; ABC-type transporter activity; ATP binding. The coding region runs from base 1 to 4533 and encodes 1510 amino acids. NCBI's taxonomy places the organism in Eukaryota, Fungi, Ascomycota, Eurotiomycetes, Eurotiales, Aspergillaceae. The record is from RefSeq and is a predicted model, not a curated record.
AUGGCGCUCCAAUCUCCUGUUCUCUUCUGCCACCAGGCUGACAACCAUCUACACCCAAUUCCAUCAUCAUGUCGAGGGGGUUUUGAUUUCUCUCUUCUCUUUGAAGAAGUGAUUCUUGGUAUUAUACCUUUAGCAAUCAUAGCAUUGAUCCUACCAUGGCGAAUAUGGCACUUGUUUAAGAAGCCCCGCAAAGUGGUACCAUCGGUCUUGCUCUACGCCAAACUUUCUACAUGGAUCUGUUUGGGAAUCGUGCAGCUCGGAUUAACGACACAAUGGGCGCGGCCCUCGACCUCGCGAACCGAUGCCUCCAUCGCCGUCAACGCCAUUCUCACCUCCGCGUUCUUCCUCCUUUCCCUCCUCUCCUACGCAGAACACAACUUUUCCACGUUUCCUUCCUUCCUUCUCAAUAUCUUUCUCUUCACCACGCUCCUCUUCGAUAUCGCAAAAACAAGGACGCUCUGGCUUCGUGAAAAUGGAGGAACUGGUGAAACAAUCGCGGCGCUGACAUCGGUCACCGUUGCGCUCAAAUGCUUUCUUCUCUUACUCGAGAUGGUGGAGAAAAGGUCAAUACUCCGGGUAGAAUACAAAGAUUAUUCUCCAGAAGCUAUUGGGGGCAUAUUCAACAAGACUUUCUUUUGGUGGUUAAAUCCUUUGUUCAGACGAGGGCUCAACCAAUCCCUCGCCGUGGAGGAUCUGUAUGUCCUUGAUAAGCAGCUAUCUUCGAAGCGCCUGCACUGGACUCUUGAAACUGCUUGGAGUAAAGUUUCGAAGAAAGAUCCGAAUACCCUACUCCUCUUGACAUUCAAAACAUUCAAGUGGCAUAUUUGCGCUGCCAUCCCCCCGCGAGCACUCCUUGUCGCUUUGAACUUUUGUCAGCCACUCCUACUACAUAGGUCACUUUCAUUCUCGACGGAGCCAAUCAACGGCGCAACGAACAAUGUUGGUUAUGGGCUGAUCGGGGCAUAUAUCCUCGUAUACAUUGGACUAGGAGUGACAAUGGGACAGCAGCAGCACCUGACAUACCGAGCAAUAACAAUGAUCAGAGGCGCCAUCGUGUCAAUGGUUUACAAAAAGGCGUGCGCUUUGAAUCUCAAAGACGCCGAUCCAGCCGAGUCGGUGACCCUUAUGAGCGCAGAUGUCGAGCGAAUCGUUCAAGGCUGGCAAACUAUGCACGAAAUGUGGGCAAAUGUCGCAGAAAUUGCAUUGGCAAUUUUCCUUCUGGAGAGGGAACUAGGCGUUGCCUGUGUGGUUCCGGUUGGAGUGACCAUUGUGGCUCUAGUGGGAUGCUUAGGCGGAAUGGCUUUUGUAGUAGCAAGGCAAGCCAUGUGGCUUGAGGCAAUUGAGAGACGUAUAUCUGCAACCUCAUCAAUGCUAGGCUCCAUGAAAGGGAUUAAAAUGCUUGGACUUCAGUCUUCUCUUAUGAAAUUUGUCCACGGUCUGCGGACGGAUGAGCUUGGGAUUUCAGAGAAGUUCAGGAAGCUUUUGGUUUGGAAUAUGGCUUUCGCUUGGUUGACCAGGAUAUUUGCUCCCAUAUUUGCAUUCGGUGCCUUUGUAGGUAUUGCGCAUAAUAGAGGUCAAGAUUCGGCCCUGGAUACAUCCACUGUGUACACCGCGUUAUCACUCUUUUCCCUCUUAGCUGAUCCGCUAUUGUCACUUGUGAUGGCUCUAAUGGCAUUCGCUGGGUCUGUUGGCUCCUUCGCAAGAAUUCAAGGGUUCCUAGAAAAGGAAAGCCACAUUGACCCAAGGGACAAAGUCCUCGCACACCCCUUCAACCCGCUGAAAGUAUCCAAACAGUUCGCAUUAGUCGCACAAUCAGAGGUCGCUGUCAGCGAGUCUGACUCUUCACAAUUCUCCACUAAAGGUUCAUUAUCACCCAUUCCUCACCAGAUGAUUGCAGUUCAGAAUGGAUCCUUCGGAUGGGACCCGGAAAAGGAACCGUGCGUACAGAGCAUGACUAUAACCAUCCCAUCCGGGACUUUUGCGAUGCUAAUCGGGCCAUCGGGCUGUGGGAAAUCAACGCUGCUCAAAGCCAUUCUUGGCGAGGUGCCCUGCAGGUCUGGGGCUAUCCAGCUCGCAACAGAAAGCGUGGCCUUCUGUGACCAGUCACCUUGGCAUAUGAAUGCACCAAUCCGAGACUGCAUUGUCGGGAUGUCCACCUUUGACGAGGUCUGGUAUAUGUCUGUUAUAAAUGCCUGCGCUUUGGCGAAGGAUUUUGAGCAACUUCCCCGUGGAGAUGAGACUAUCAUUGGUAGCAAGGGUAUCUCUCUUAGUGGAGGGCAGAGUCAGCGAAUUGCAAUUGCAAGGGCAGUAUAUUCCAGAAAGGAGCUCGUCAUCUUCGACGACGUCUUCAGCAGUCUGGAUGCAGAAACGGAAAACCAUAUAUUCCAUCACUUGGUAGGAAACCAUGGCCUUCUACGCUCAAUUGGCGCAACGGUGCUGUUUGCUUCAUCUUCAGUCAAACGAGUCCCUUUUGUUGACCAUAUCAUUGUCCUCGACAAACACGGAUAUAUCUCCGAACAGGGAAGUUUCGCAGCACUCGAUUCAGCGGGUGGUUAUAUCUCAACUUUCUCAUUGGGCCACGCCGACACGGAUAUCAAGAUGGGCCAAAAUGAUAAAAUGGAAAAGCCUAACAUACAACUUGACAUAAAUGAUAAGGACCCCGAAGCAGAAUCACAUGAUUACAGGGGAAAUGGCGAUAUAUCUGUCUACUUGUAUUACAUCCGGUCCAUUGGAUGGAUGUCGUCGAUAUUUUUUGCUGUGGCGAUUGCAGGCUUUAUUUUCUGCAUAUCGUUUCCAACCAUUUGGGUGAAAUGGUGGGCGAGUUCCAACGAAGCCAAUCCAGGAAAACACACAGGCUAUUAUCUAGGUAUAUACGCAAUGCUUGGGGUAGUAGCGAUGCUCUCUCUGGUGGCAGGAGCCUGGCAAAUGAUCAUAAAAAUGGUGCCUAAGUCUGGUGAAGCAUUUCACAGGCGACUUCUAAGCACAGUUCUAAGCGCACCCAUGCUGUUCUUUUCCACCACAGACAGUGGUUCCAUCCUUAAUAGGUUCAGUCAGGAUUUGCAGCUCAUCGACAUGGAACUGCCAAUUGCAGCAAUUAACACAUUUGCCACCUUCGUUCUUUGCUUAUGCCAAAUGAUCUUUAUGGGCAUCGCCUCUAAAUACGCUGCCAUUUCUUUUCCCUUUGUUCUUUUAAUUGUCUAUGCCAUUCAGAAAAUAUACCUUCGCACGUCAAGGCAGCUGCGAUUUCUAGAUCUCGAAGCAAAGGCACCCUUGUAUUCCCACUUUACCGACUCGCUGAGUGGUUUGGUCACGCUGCGAGCAUUCGGUUGGGAACAAUCAUUACAAGAAAAGCACUACCAGCUUCUCGAUCGCUCUCAAAGGCCCUUCUACCUUCUCUACGCCGUCCAACGUUGGCUCACUCUCACCCUGGAUAUGGUAGUUGCAGGCAUCGCAGUGCUUCUCAUUAUCCUAGUGGUCGUGCUACGGGGAGAGAUCAGUGCAGGCUAUGUCGGUGUAGCACUGCUGAAUGUCAUCAUGUUCAGUCAAAGCAUUAAGCUCCUCGUGACUUUUUGGACUAACCUCGAAACCCACAUUGGAUCAAUACUACGUGUCAAGACCUUCACUGAGACAGUCCACUCUGAAGAUCUACCAGAAGAGCGUGAUCCAGUCCCACCGGGCUGGCCUGCUGAGGGAAACAUCGAGUUCAAGUCUUUGUCCGCGGAAUAUAGAGUCUCCGAGCCCAUCCUAAACGAUAUAAACCUAUCAAUCAAAGCAGGAGAAAAAAUAGGUAUUUGCGGCAGGACAGGAAGCGGCAAAACCUCCCUCAUCAUGAGUCUUUUCCGAAUGAUCGAAUUUCACAGCGGCAGCAUCACCAUCGACGGCCUAGACCUCACGAAGCUCCCACGCCAGGAGAUUCGCGCACAUCUCAACGGCGUCUCCCAAAGCCCUCUCCUCAUACAAGGGAGCGUAAGAGUAAAUGCAAACCCAACAGCCUCCACCAUCGGAUCAAGCAAAGUCUCAGACCAAGCAAUUCUCAACGCCCUCAAAUCCGUCAACCUCCACACCAAGGUCCUCGAAAACGGCGGCCUGGAUGCAGAUAUCGAUGACUUGCAUCUCUCCCACGGUCAGAAGCAACUUUUCUGUUUGGCUAGAGCAAUUUUGAGACCUGGCAAUGUCAUUGUCCUUGAUGAAGCCACCAGCAACGUCGACACCAAAACCGACGAAAUCAUGCAGCGUGUCAUCCGCGAGAAAUUCGGCUCGCAUACCAUCCUCACAGUCGCGCACAAGCUCGAUUCUAUUCUCGACUACGACAAGGUAAUCGUGCUCGAGGAAGGUCGAAUCAUCGAGACCGGCGUACCCUACGACCUGCUCGUCGAGGAGGGCUCGCAUUUUAGACAGUUGUAUUACGCCGGAUAUAACUUGGAGGCUGGGUUUGGGUUUGGGUUUGGGUCUGCAUCUGCAUUUGCAUCUGAGUCGAGGUCUGGGUCCGGGUCUACCUAUGGGCUUGGGGAGGUGGUUCCGAGGCCUGUUUGA